Phlebotomus argentipes is the source of this 575-nucleotide messenger RNA. Its product is annotated as sex-regulated protein janus-A-like. Lineage: Eukaryota; Metazoa; Arthropoda; Insecta; Diptera; Psychodidae. Gene Ontology annotation, molecular function: protein histidine phosphatase activity. Bases 19 to 492 code for a protein of 157 amino acids. Gene Ontology annotation, cellular component: cytosol. The transcript is spliced from 3 exons. Gene Ontology annotation, biological process: peptidyl-histidine dephosphorylation. The record is from RefSeq and is a predicted model, not a curated record.
UUCAGCUGUCAGCGGCAGAUGGCACUUGCGGCGGCAUUGUCUGGAUUCCGGUGUCAGCGGAAUUUACUCCUUCUCUCCAGGAAUCUAGCAGGAACUGUAACUCGAGGGUUGACAAGGAUGGUGGACGCGAAGCUUGAUGCUGUGGAAACUGUGCGAAUCGACGAGGGCAGAUUCAAGUAUAUCCUCAUCAAGGUGUAUGGCAAGGAGCAAGCGGAUGGAACUGAGCCUAGCAAGCUGAUCGUUAGAGGAUUCCAGAGAUCUCCCUAUCACUCUGAUAUCUACGAUGAAGUGAGCGGAUCACUUCAACCGCUGGGAUUAGAUUCCGAAUGCUUGGGCGGUGGCAAGAUAGAGCAUCGGCCGGAUCUGAAGCACAUCAGAAUCUUCAGCUACUCUCAGGGAUUUGGCAAAGCGGAUCACCACGAGGCGAAGAAGUUACUCCUCACCAAAUAUCCCAAUUACAAGAUUGAGGUGUCUGAAAGUGAUGAAUACUAAGUGGUGCACAUGUUCUCCGGUAUUUCUACUUUAUCGAACGCUCUAAUGAACAGCACGUGUGAGAGAGAUCUCAUUCAAUUGUA